Messenger RNA from Mixia osmundae IAM 14324, 2988 nucleotides. RefSeq lists its product as uncharacterized. The transcript has 15 exons. The record is from RefSeq and is a predicted model, not a curated record. Bases 1 to 2988 code for a protein of 995 amino acids. NCBI's taxonomy places the organism in Eukaryota, Fungi, Basidiomycota, Mixiomycetes, Mixiales, Mixiaceae.
AUGGCACCUGCAGGCAAGGAUGCUCCCAAAGGGACCGACCAUGGUGAAAUACGACAAGCAAUUGAUCAGGCUAAACUUGAGGCGUAUCUCUCAAAAAACAUCAGUCAUAUCACCCUGCCUAUCGAGAUAAAGCAAUUCAAGUUCGGCCAGAGCAAUCCCACCUACUUCAUCACCGACGCAAAGAAAGUCAAGUACGUAUUGAGGAAGAAGCCGCCGGGCAAGCUUGUGUCCAAGACUGCUCAUGCUGUCGAGCGAGAGUACAAGGUCAUCAAGGCCGUCGGUGAAGCGAGCAGAAAGGCAGACAAGGCCACCGUACCUGUGCCAGAGGUCUACUGCCUAUGUGAGGACAACGAUGUCAUUGGCACGCCGUUCUAUGUGAUGCAAUUCCUGGAGGGUCGCAUCUUCACAGACGUUAGGAUACCUGAGCUUAAGUCAAAAGAGGAAAGAUCCAAAUGCUGGGAGAGCGUUAUCCGAACGCUGGCGGCACUGCACGCACUGAAGCCGAAUGAUAUCGGUCUAUCAGACUACGGCAGUCAGAAAGAUUUCUAUCCUCGGCAGAUCAAGAGUCUGGCACGCGUGUCACACGCACAGGCCGCAAUAGAGCACAAAGAUACAGGAGAUGCUGUCGGUGACAUUCCCAACUUGGACUGGCUGCUCAAAUGGUACUCUGAGAACUGCCCACUCGGCGAGACGACGAUCGUACACGGCGAUUUUAAGCUUGAUAACAUGAUAUUCCACCCUACCAAGCCAGAAGUGAUUGGCGUUCUCGAUUGGGAGCUUUCGACACUUGGCCAUCCGCUUUCGGAUCUCUCAAAUCUGCUACAGCCGUUCUACAUACCAUCCGACAGCGGCUCGGACAUCGUCGUUGGUUUCAGAGAUCUAGAGCCAAAGGAUCUGCCAAUCCCAGACGCAGAAACGCUGAUGAAGCUCUACUGCAAAUCGGUUGGCCGCUCAUACCCAAUCAAAGGAUGGUCUGCAGCAGUCAGCUUCAGCUUCUUCAGGCUUUCUGUCAUCAUGCAAGGUAUCGCUGCACGUGCCGCACGCGGUCAAGCUAGUUCGGAGAAAGCAUCACUCUAUGCCAACGCAUUCGGGCCUGUAGGCCUACUCGCGGCAGACACAAUCCAACGCAGCAAGAAAUUCUCCAAGCUUCAGCCGCAGGCACGUCGUAAGACCAGCGCUGGACGUUGGUGGGCCUCAUGCAACGGCUGGAUCACCUCAUAUUUGCACGUCAAGAGCCUCACACAUGAUCAGAAAGCGCUCAACGUACUACGUGCCUUUGAAGGGGAAGCUAGACGGCUCUCGGAAACCAACGAUGCCCUCGUUCGAUUACAGAGGUCGCUCAAGACAAGCAGGAUAUUUAGCGAACAGAGCACUUGCCUGACAGACAGCAAUGUUCAGUCGGUACGAAGUGUUCAACGAGCCAAAACGGCCAACAAUACUGGCGCGAAUGCUAUCUCGAAAGCAGCGCCUAUACAGGCGGCGGGUGUGCCUAUUGCGCCAACGGGUAAGGUUAUCGCAAGCCCACAAUCGUUCGCAUUCCUAUCGAAUGGCACAAUGGUCAAUGGUACAGCCUUCAAUGGUCAGAUGUUGUCCGUGUCCCUCGAAUGCGCCUCUUCACUCAAGACAUCACAAAUCAGCAUACAGCAUCGACGGAAGGAAGCGCAAUUCUUUCUCGCAUAUCAGCUUUGGAACUUUCUCUACACACUCGUCGGCUUAUACUUCCGUUCGGUACCUCACUUGACCAGCGCUUUUCUCAUGCAAGGCUUCGUACUGCUCGCUUCGUUUGCCACAUCUGUCGAAACCGAUUCGGAUGCCCGUGCAUUUGCUCGAUUGGUGCAAACGCAUUGCGGCGGAGCCAAUGUUCUCAAGGGUCUCGGCUUCGCCCUCAACGAUAUCAAUCGCGACUUGAUGCUCUCGCACAGCAUUGCGCUCCUGUUCGCCAUCGCACUCAGCAUCAAGCUCAUGCCGGAUUACUCAGCAGCUUACACGAGCAUCGGAAGACCGCACAGAGCGAAUCGAGCAAUCAAAAUCCGGAUGACGCUGGACGCAAUCGUCUGGCAAGACUUCUUCAUGAUUCUUGCCUUUUUGUUUGCUUGGGCCGCAGAGUUGAGCGAAGCUGGGAUCCUCAUCGACAAGCCUAGCGACUUUGUCAGCCUAGUGAUCAAUGCUUACGAGUCUGGCCAACUCCUCUUCGCUAUCGUGCACUUGCCGAUGUCUGCGCUUGCGUACUUUGGCGUCUAUUCAAAGAAACCUUUGUUCAUAGCAAGCAAGGGUAUUGCUCAAUUUGUCUAUCUCGUCAAUACCCUCGUCGCCGUGCUGUUCAUCAUUCCGAGAUACUUCGAAGCAUGGUACUUCUUGCAGAUCCUUGGCAUCCUCACUGCAGUCUUUAAUGCGCUCACGAUCCUCUUCAUUACUGGCUAUCUGACUGCUAUCCAAGACAUACCGCACGACUUCAAGAACGAGAUGGACUUACCUUGGAAUUCUGUGGCAUUUGCAAAUGAGGACAAGUACGACCACGAGAAAGCAAGUCAAGAUCCGGCUUGGUCAAGUGCAGACAUGAUGAGAGCGAUGGGAGCCUCACCGCAGUCAAGGGGUCAAGGAGUUCUCCCCGCUAUCAGUGAGGAAGACCAGCCUACGAUUCGCAAUUCGACCACACACGUUGACGGAAAAGAAGGGUCGCAACGACAGAGCGUUGCGUCGAUCAAGACGACGGCCACAGAUCCAGAUGCCCUGUUCUAUUUCAGCAAGUGGAAGGGCAGUCAGAGAAUGAGCAGGCUUACGAUGCCCUCACCUGCCGUGCGUAGAUCUGUCGCAUCCGAAUUCUCGAUUGGAGCUUUCGGCCUGCGUACCACACCAGAGGAAGUCCUGGACGCCUAUUGGUCUUCCACAGACACCGACACGAGCACGACUUCGAGCAGCACAAGCAGACCCUGCCUUGGACCGAAACGGGGCGACAACAGGUCCUGUCUGAGAUGCGCGUGGGUAUAA